Messenger RNA from Leucoraja erinaceus (little skate), 11618 nucleotides. Its product is annotated as xenotropic and polytropic retrovirus receptor 1 homolog. The transcript has 15 exons. Gene Ontology annotation, biological process: phosphate ion transport; cellular response to phosphate starvation. NCBI's taxonomy places the organism in Eukaryota, Metazoa, Chordata, Chondrichthyes, Rajiformes, Rajidae. The record is from RefSeq and is a predicted model, not a curated record. Gene Ontology annotation, molecular function: inositol hexakisphosphate binding. Gene Ontology annotation, cellular component: Golgi apparatus; cytoplasm; plasma membrane. Bases 227 to 2284 code for a protein of 685 amino acids.
CCCCAGCUGGACCGUGCGCGGCCCCUGAAUGUGUGUAUUAUCAGUAAGAUGGCGGAUCAUUGGUAGACAGUCAGUGUCGGUGUCUAUGCGAGGGAGGGAGCAGCAUUACCAACGACAACACGCAGAGCGAACCGGAAUCUCGCUCAGUAAUGGUCUUUAGUUAGCAGAUGUCCCGAACUCACUGCUGGGAUUUUUUAAUUUUAAAGAGAGCAAUCUUCCACGAAUCAUGAAAUUUGCCGAACAUUUAUCAGCUCACAUCACGCCGGAAUGGCGCAAACAGUACAUCAGUUACGAGGCUUUCAAAGAGAUGCUGUAUGCAGCCCAAGACCAAGCACCGUCUUUAGAAGUUACAGAUGAAGAUACUGUUAAGAGAUAUUACGCCCGAUUUGAAGAGAAAUUCUUCCAGUGUUGCGAAAAGGAACUUGCCAAAAUCAAUACAUUCUAUUCAGAAAAGCUUGCCGAAGCUCAGCGCAGGUUCGCUACACUCCAGAAUGAGUUACAAUCAACACUUGAAGUGCAGAUGGACCGCAACACGUUCGCCAGUUUGCGGCAACGGAGGAUUGUGGUCCCUCUCUCUUAUAAGGAUCGUGUACAUCAUAGGAACAUUCGUGACCUGAAGUUAGCCUUCAGUGAGUUCUACCUCAGCCUGAUCCUACUUCAAAACUACCAGAAUCUGAAUUUCACUGGUUUCCGAAAGAUUCUGAAGAAGCAUGACAAGAUGCUGGAGACAGGUCGUGGGGUUGACUGGCGGGUAGUGCAUGUCGAGGUGGCUCCGUUCUACACCUGCAAGAAAAUCACUCAGCUCAUCAGUGAAACAGAGGCCCUUGUUACAACAGAAUUGGAAGGAGGUGACAGGCAGAGAGCCAUGAAGAGAUUGCGAGUACCACCCCUGGGAGCUGCUCAGCCAGCCCCUGCCUGGACCAUAUUCAGGGUGGGAAUGUACUUUGGAAUUUUUGUUGUGCUGCUUGCUGCUCUGGUGCUCAUAGCCAGAUCAAAACAGGGAAACAUUUGGCCUUUGGUGCGUAUUUAUCGUGGUGGAUUCCUUCUCAUCGAGUUUCUCUUUCUUCUUGGCAUCAACACAUAUGGCUGGCGGCAAGCUGGAGUGAAUCACGUGCUGAUCUUUGAACUCAAUCCUAGAAGCAAUCUCUCUCACCAGCAUCUCUUUGAGAUUGCUGGAUUCCUUGGAGUUCUUUGGGGCUUGAGUUUAUUCAUCAGUUUGUAUGUGCCAUACAGUUUAAUUCCAAUGCCAUUCAACCCCCUCGUACUUUAUGGCUUUAUGUUCCUGUUUCUGAUCAAUCCUACAAAAACCUGCUACUACAAAUCUAGGUUCUGGCUCUUAAAACUUUUGUUCAGAGUCUUCACAGCUCCAUUCCACAAAGUAGAGUUUGCUGAUUUCUGGCUGGCUGACCAGUUGAACAGCCUGGCCACAAUCCUGAUGGAUCUGGAGUACAUGAUCUGCUUUUACAGCUUUGAACUGGAUUGGAGCACAGAAGAUGCCCUCAUUAAAUCUUCAGGUGUUAAUACAUGCAACAGCUACUCCUAUGGAGUAAGAGCCAUCAUCCAAUGUCUGCCUGCAUGGUUGCGCUUCAUCCAGUGCCUUCGGCGCUACCGAGACACCAAGCGAGCGUUCCCUCAUCUGGUCAAUGCCGGAAAGUAUUCUACAACAUUCUUCGUAGUGACCUUUGCUGCUCUGUACAGUACACACAAAGAACAGGACCACGACGAUGCAGUGGUGUUUUUCUACCUGUGGAUCGUCUUCUUAUUGAUCAGCUCAUGUUAUACUCUCACCUGGGACCUGAAGAUGGACUGGGGACUCUUUGACAAAAAUGCUGGAGAGAACACCUUCUUGCGCGAGGAGAUUGUCUAUCCUCAGAAGAUUUAUUACUACUGUGCCAUUGUAGAGGAUGUCAUUUUGCGAUUUGCGUGGACAUUGCAGAUUUCAGUCACCUCAAUGACCGCCUUCUCUUCAGCGGGAGACAUAAUCGCCACAGUGCUGGCCCCAUUGGAAGUUUUCCGCCGGUUUGUGUGGAACUUCUUCCGUCUGGAGAAUGAGCAUCUGAACAACUGUGGCGAAUUCCGUGCCGUGCGUGAUAUCUCAGUGGCACCUCUCAAUGCUGAUGACCAGACCCUUUUGGAGCAGAUGAUGGACCUCGAGGAUGGUGUGCGGAAUCGCCAGAAAACCAAAUUUUGGAAGCGCGCUUACAGCAUCUCGAUGCGCAAACCACUAGUGAAACGUGAUGCAGCCGUGUUAAUUGAAGACACAGAUGAUGAAACGUUCACAUGAGAAUCAGCAGCAAGCAGGCACUGUCCUUCACACGUUCCAGUUCUACCAAGCACUGAACACAAUCUGCCAUCGCAUGUGGCAACAGACUUGAUUCCAUUUUUCUUCCUUUGUUUUAAUAUAUUAAUUUAAACCAAUUCAAGAAGGUUGUAAAGAACAAUUUUACAACAGACAGCAAAACAUAUCCACAUGGAUCAAAUCAAAUGGACAGACUCUGAGCUGGAAAAUACCAAUUUAUUUUUUUGUUUCAUCUUGUAUUAUUUUUUCUCUCUCAGGCUCCAUAUAGCUAGGGCUGGUUUUAGCUGGGUUCUUCAAAUAUUUCUAACUAGCUCAUGGCCCUGGUUGCACUUGCAGGGAAAGUGCACUUAAUUGUACUUCCUACGUGAAGUUAUGGUGUUUAAAACAAUUAAUUUUGAUAUGCAUUUGUUCUGUUCCUAUUGGAAAUGUUCAUAUUAUUUAUGAGAAAAACUUGUGCCCUGUACGUUGAUGCAGAAUUUAGUCUCAAUGUUCGUUGAACUUUUAUUUUUGUGUUUCGGUCAGUGAACAGAUUUCCUGUUGCAAGGAAACAAAACAUCUUUAUUUAGGAGCACUUCAAAGCUUUCUAGUGGCAGAUCACAAAUGCAGGAGUCCUGCAUCCAACAGAUCAACAGGCUAUGUUCCAAAUGCUGCAAGAUAUCCACAAUAGGCGGGUAAAAAAUAACUUUACAGGUGCCACAAACUCUGUGCGAAUUGUUUAUAAAAUCAUACCUAAAGCCAGUGGCAUCAGGGGAUGUUAAAAGAAAGAUUUCUACAUUUAAAAGGUUUCUAUCAAUGAAACUUGCAUAUCCCUGACCCCAUUGGCUUCAACAUUUCACAUGAAAUUCAGCAUAAGUAAUAAUUCUUCUUUUUACCAAAGGUUGAAUGUCAAAUAACGGAUUCCCUCAGUGCAUGGAUGUAAUCCUUCAUCGACGGGAUUUGGAUAUUGCUUUUCAAUUGCUUGUGCUACUCCUGGAAGCUGCUAAUCACCCAGCCUAUUGUAGCGUUGGGAAUGUUGAUUUCCGUGAGGAACAUUUUCCCAUAAACGGUCAGUGCUGUCUUUCGUAAAGCUGCCCUUCCUCUCCAUCCUGCAGAGAUGUACCACAUCUAAUUCCUCCAGUAAUGUAGGCUGAUGCUAGUGUAGAUGAUGCAUUAGAGCCCCCUGAAGAUCUAGCUCAGUUGUUCAAUGCCAAGAUCAGGAGAUAGACUUUAAUAUGAUGUAUUGAUUUAAAGGGAGAGUCCUGUUACCUGUACCAAUGGUCAGCUGUAUAAGUUAGGUUUAGAAUUCACCAAUAACGUGUGCCACAGUGCAGGUUCAUAGAAGUUGUGUAGUGCUCAGUGACCGUGUUCUGAAUUCAUUCCAGCUACUUGAUUUUAACAGAGAUUUCUGUUUUUUAAGUAUAGUUGAUUUAGAUUGGAAAGGUACUUUGUAAUAAUGAUACUCUUCUGACAUAGUCUUAAGUGGGCUCCAUUGUAACAAAGGACACGUUCCUUGCUGUUUACGUACGAGAUAAAGGUAAGAGCCAGCUUGGUCAUGGACCUCCAUUUGGUUUUUGCUCUGUGUCAGAGCAUUCGACAUGUUUGAUGACCAAGCAGGGUUAAAGAGUGGUUCACAAUAUGCUGGAGAUACAGGAUGUUGUGGAAUGGGGGAAGCCUCUCGUAUAAAGCACUAGGUGUGGCUCACUUGGAUGCAGGACUGCCUUCCAAAAAUGCAAACCCAGCACAUACACUUUUAGCUAGAAGUUGAAGCAUUUUGUUUUUGGUAAAUGAAUCAUUCUUAUAUAGAAUAAUGGGGGGAAAAAAAUCACUUUCUAAAUUUAAUUCACGAGCAUAUUUCACCUUCUUUUGCAAGAGUAGCUUUUGUAUAGAACUUCACAUUCCUGUUGCCUUCUGUUAAUAAAGUGCAUGUAAAAUGGAUGCAAUUCAAUUACAUUUUAACACCUACAAAGUCAAAAAGGUUAAAAAGCCCAAAUGUACCUGAGGAAGGGAGUUGCAAGCACUUCCACAUUAUAGCCAUAGGCAGUCUCGGCUGCUCCUUUUAUGUUAUAGGAUUGCUUUCAGUGAAAACCCUUAAUGGUGCUACUCUCCAUAAUGACUGAAAACGCGGCCUAUUUGGGAGAGAGUCACAAGAUGGAUGUGGCCCUUCGGUGCUGAACUAAGCUUCCUAUUGUCCAACUGCGUAGGGAAUUCAGAUAGGGCCAGGCAUUAUAAGUUCCAUGAAUGGAUGGGCAGGACAAUUGUAUACGGUGUUUUUCAGCCCAUAAUGAGAAAGCACAUGGGAAAACGCAUUGCGCAUGGUUGAGUUCUGAGCAAUCAUGAUGAUAGCUACAUUGCACUUUCAAAUCGGAGUUUAGUGUGGAUGAAUCAAUGACCAAGAAUCAGUUAUUAUAGUUCUAAGUAUUCAUUAUUUGAUAUAAAAACAGAAAUGCCAAAACACAGUGGAUCAAGCAGUGCCUGUGGAAAGAGAAAGCGAGUCUUUUCAUCUGAAACAUUCACUGCUGUUCUUUCCACAGAUGUUGUCUGGCCUGCUAAGAGUUUCCAGAAUUUUUUGUUUUUAUUUCCGAUUUCCAGCAUCUGCAAUUUUCUUUUUAAUCACCCAUUAUCUGUCCUUGCUAUAUAGCAAUUUGGAUUCAAUUCAGUUUCAUCAUAGCCUAAUUAUGAACGAGACUCAAAUCAAAUUGAAAUGUACAAACAACAUGAAUAUCAAGUCCAUGCCAAAAUCCCAAAUAUCUAUAUGGGAGCAUGUUUCUUCCAUGACUUUUCUUUAUCAUGGUAGAUUGUGUUAAAUGGAAUUAUGAUGCAGAAUGAAUAGCUUACACGAAAAUGAUAGUAUAUUGGUAAUGCUUUAUUCUGAACUAAAAUUUCAGCCGCCCAUUCUAUGGUGCUUCCUUCUCUUCCCACUUGCAGCUAACAAAAAGCUAACCAUACUUUACAGACUCAGCAGCUGACAAGCCAACCCCAUGCACAGAGGAAGUGAGCAAUUCCAAAUCCGAUGCAGCAUGUACUAACAUUGAGGUUUGAGUGAACUGCUGCUUAGGUGAGAUGGGAAAGCUGUAGCCUGAGGUUGGGGCUCUCACUCCAUUGUCCAUUCUGCACACACCCUUGGCUCUUGUAGAAAGAUGACAUUUUGGGCAGCUUUCAGCAAGAUCAUGCUUAGAGCACAUGUAAUAAAUAGCAACGUGUUAUACAGUUGUAGUAAAUGCUGGUCCAGGGUUGAUUAAAUAUAACUCACUAAAUCUUGUUGAAUCAGAUCCAUACAUUGCGUAGAAAAAGUUAGGAACUUCAAGAAGCUUCCUUAAAAUAAAUCAAAGCACGGAAUCAAAUGAAACAGCAUUGCUUUGCUAACAGCAAACAAAUCAUUGCUUUGUCCUAUAACUUCCUGUCAUCAACUAUCAUUACACAAUCAAUAUGUUCCCUGUAAACAGAACAGAUUACACUAUUAUCAAAACACACAUGGAAAGUCUAGAAAGAGUGAGGGUGAUUAGGAGUAUGUGACGUAAUGUGUUUAUCUAAUAUUUCUGGACAGGGUUACAAAAUUGUGAAAUUAUUUCCCCUUGGUUCCUACUGCAGAUGUCAAUAUGCAUCCUAAUCGUGGUGUCAGUACUGAAAAGUGAGACUCUCCAAGUAAAGUUCUGAAGUUACAUUUACAAAACAUCCAUUCUUCCUCCUUAACUUACUGCUGCUUCUUAGGCAUCUCUUGCGGUUGAGGAUUCUACCCAGAGGUCAGGGUGGUGGGUAGUGUGUGAAAUGGUACACUCCACCUGCUCCUGUAGUUGGGGGGUGGCUUAAGCUUCCUAGUAACUUCCUAGGUGCUGUUGCUCUUUUUUUAAGUCAUAUAUGAGGGAUUCCCAUAACUUGGGUGAUGAUGUUACACUUUUUCAAGGAAACUUUGAAAACUCUCUCAAGAUAUAUUUUCUGCCCUCCUGCAAAUCUCUUUCCAUGCCAAAGCUCCAAGUAGAUUGUUUAGCGCGAGCCAUGCAAACAAUGCAGCCCACCCAUUUGAGGAGUUGAUCUGAACCUUAAUGCAUAUUGGCCCAUCUGAUGGAAAAGCAUUGAAGGUAUCUCUCCAAUACUCAGAGAUGCUAACAUUGACACAGAUUAUAGAAUGACAGGAAUGACUGUGGCUUAGUUCACAAUGCAGCAGUGAUCCCUGCCACACAGUACAAUUCAGAAAGGUUAUUAAAACAUUACAGCAGGCUGUGAACACAAAUGCUCAUACCUGCAACACCAAAGGGGUGUGCAAAAGAUGACAGCUUGACAAUUCUGAGCAGAGCAUAGUUGCCUGCAGCAAGACAAUCCCAGCUACCCCAUUGACAAUCGAGGCACAUUCUGGAACUCGUGAUGCUAGGGACCACAGUAUACGUUCAAGAUAAGAGUCCAACCAUGAUGGAUGACUACAGGAAAAUAAGUCUGUUGUCCUUAAUGUCCAUGAGUUGCAGAGAUGUAUGGGCCACAGAAGUGUGGGCAUUUGAUAUUAUUUCAUACCCUACUGAUGCAGUAGAUCAUCACUUUGGGGGGGGGGGGGGGGAGACCAAUACUUUGGGUUAAAGAUGUAGAGUUAAAUGAAUUUGUUGCAUUCCAUACAGUGAAUUUAAUAAGCGCGUUCAGCCGGUAUUCAACUAACCAAGCGAUAACGUCUCUAAUCAUCACAUAACCUCCAAAAUGUAACUCCAGUAAUCAAAAAUUAUUUUUUUACCUAUUAUUUAGCAUGUAUUAAAUAAAAUAAUGAACCAGUAGGCAAUUAUCAUUGAUUUGGAGAGAGCAGCUUUAACCAACAUACAAUUAUCCGUCCCCUGCUGGAGGCCCAAUCUCAUUAUCAAAAAUAAGACUUUGUUAACCUCCGCCACAACAUAUUGUUGUGAGUGUUUUCACACUUCAAAGUAAUGCUGUUGCAUCCACCAAAAGUUACAUGGCACCAGGCAUUGAAAAGCUGGUGGUAAUAUCAACCCCCUGCAUAUUUAGCAAAUCCUGUCACCGACACAAUAUACUGCAUCUUUGACUCUUUGCUUUUGCUGUAAUCAGAGGGGGUCAAACUCCAGGAUCAAACAAGAUGUUCGCUCAGUGGUUCUGGUCACUCUCAAUUGAUGAUACUCUAUUUAUUAAUUAAUUUGUCUGAUUCACAGCAUGCAUUUUUGUCUCAGAUUUGCAUUGAGAAGAUUUUCACAAUGGCCCAACAAGCCAACCUCUGCAGCAAGCACAAAUCAUGGAGUUACAGCGUAGGCUCUGCACCAAUCCUUCGUUCACAGGCACCUCUGAUCCAGCUCCUGGGAGGUGAGGGAGAACAAGCUGCAGUGGCUUUUCCCCUUGCCUAUCUGCCGGGGCAUCAUGCAACAAUGCUCCCAUCCCCACCCUCCUUUGAAAUUUACAUCUUGCUCAACUUUGUAAAGUAGCAAUACGAUUAAGAUGCCUCAAGCUGCUGAGGCAUUGGAAUUUGCAUCUUGCCUUCAGGAUGCUCGGCCUCAGAUAGGUGGAUAUAUAUAUAUUGUAAUAAUUCGUUCCAAAACUUUAUAAGGAAAUGUGUUGCUAAUUAAACAAUAAGACUCAUCAAUACAUAUUCUUAUAAUUCACUUUUGUUAAUGGUAGUUGGCACCUUAACUUAGUAAAGGCUUUGUAGGGAACAGUUCUUACCCAAGACUUGGUUAUCAUGCACCUUUGAAAGCAGACACAAUGUAGUCAUGAUGUGGAGAGAGGGAACAUAGACUAAUGACAAACUGAUGAGUAGAUCUGUCCACUGAGCCACCAAGAGCUGGCCUCGUGCUGGACCAUUGUGCUGCACAGGUGACAAACAGGAAAACUUUUGUCUUGCAAUGGACAGCCUGGAGGUUUAUUCAAUCUGGUCCUCUGGAGAUAUUGCCUCCGUCAGUCUACAUUCAAGCUGGGCACUGGGCUUUUGUUUCAUAUCUUUGUUACCUUUGCUUUAAACAAUAAUGCAGAUAUCCCAAAAAAAUGUAUUUCUUGCGUCCAUUUCUGUUGAGGAAGUUGUGGGAUUUUGGAUAUGGACUUUGAAUAAUUUCUGGUGAGGCUGUCACUGGCUUCAGGGUCAGAGAGGCCAAGGAGUGCCCCCAAACCCAAUCAAUACAAUCGCCUUUCAAUUAUUAAUCUUUUUUCAAAUAUGUUGUCUUUAUACCAGGCAAAAAAUAUUUAUGUGCAUCAAAGCUUCACUGUGAUGGAGCAGCUGAAGUUUCCAACAGUAUUGGAACUUGAUGGGGCAUUUGAAGUAUUUGUGUAUCAUUUUGCUCUGAUCUGUUUAAAAUACUGAGACAUAGGAUGAUCAGAAGAAUGGAGUGUCGUAUAAUUGUACUGUUUGGUGUCUGAAUAACAUGCAGGUUCUGAAUGUACAAUUAUAUGUUAAUAUCUUAUUAUGGUGAACACAUAGACAAAUGAAGGAAGAUAGAGGCAGGGCAGCCUCAUUCAGCACAGGAGCUUGGCGUUAGUCUUCCAGGCAGUAGCUCAGAGGUGCAAGUAGGAGAGGUGGACCUUAAGAGUUUAAGUCUCAGGGCUCACCUACUUCACCCAAGAGGCUGAAAACAAUUAUAAAAUUUGGUAUGGACCCAAUUAUAACCUCUAGGGAAAACCUCAAUAGUCGUCAAUUAGGGAAAGUGACCAAAUUUCUACAGUAGAAAAAUGAGUGUUUGCUGACAAUGUGCAUCCCUCAACCCUUUCUGUUGUUAACGAUUUCCCCUUUUUAUAUUCAGAUGUAUUUAUCAAGGAUCCUCAACUUGAUGGGAAAUACUGGGCAUGUCCCCUCACGUUCUCCUGCCACUUCCACAUCACUGCAACAUGAGAACUGUUGGUUGCAUUAGCACAUGCACUGCACCAACAGGGCCUCAUUGCAGUGCCCAGGUUUAAAGCACAAGUGGUGUUGGGGAUGGUUAAUACUGAUACCAUUUACGACCAUAGCUGUGAGUUGACCUUGUAGCUAUCAUCUUACUUGUGGACCAGUCUUUGUGACAGACCACAUUCACACUUUUUGUAGGAGAAUGUCCAUACAGAUUGUUAUUGUUGAGAAGCAACUGGCACAUCUUGGGUAGAAAUAACUCGAUUUUUUAAAUGUUUAUUUUAGGUUAUCUGCAAUAUAGUUUGUUAAGUUGCAAAAUUCACAAUGAGAAUCCUCACGCUGCUUGAGUUUAGUUAAAAUAAAUUAAUUAAUGUAGGAAAUCUGCAGACCUGACUCAUCUUAAUUAGAGCUUUUCACAGUGCCACUCCUAAAUAGUAUGUCAAAAGCCAACAAACCAAACCUUGCUGCCAUCGCACAGUUAAUUUGUAUCGCACUGCUAGCUUUGAUCGUUGUUAGUAUCUGUCAGUCCUUGUAUGCAAUGCGGAGUCAAAAGAGAUUGAACACUUUUUUUGAGCAAAAUGAUAGGUUAGAUCUAAUAUAUUUGGGCUCAUUUAAAUAUUAUUUUAACGUAGUUUAAUUUUGAUCAAAUGAGAAAUGGAAUUAGAUAAUUAUGAUCUUUGGUCGAUGCCAAAAUAAAAUUGCUCAAGAGUUAGAACAUUGAAUAAUAAUAAAAAAAAUAAAAAAUUGCUGGAAAUGCACACAAGGUCAUGUGGAAUGAGUGAGAAGCUAGUUCAUUGAUCUGAAACAUUAACUCUCCUCCACAAAUGCUGUCUUACCAACUGAUGAUUUGCAGCAUUUUCUGGUUAUAUUUGAGAUUUCCAGCAUUUGCAGUUUUGUUUCGCUUUUAAAUUAAUUAGACCAUGACGUCUGAAUUAACAAGUUUCACUGGGUUAUUUUAUUUUAAAGGACCCUUUUGCUUUUGUGAUACAGUGUUUAAUGGUCCAAGUAUUUAUCUAUCAAUGCUCAGCUGAAUCAGUCCCUCUUGUACAUUACAAGUGUGGCGACAUUCCAAAAUUACUUCAUUGGAUGGGAAACUUUUUGGGAUAUCCCAAAACUGUAAAAGACCCUUCACAAACAUCUUUUAUUUGCUACCAAUUCCGAAUUGUAUGCGAUUCUGGAGCAAUUCUAGAUCUCAAAAGAUUACGUUUAUAUGCUCUUGUAUCGCUCAAAUCUCACGGGGCUGGUCACAGUUGAUCACUGCUGUUACUUUCACACUGUGGAUAAUCAAUCUGUUCUCUCCAACUGUGGGCCCACUGUCGGAUAUUUGUUUGCGUUUUACCAAAAUGUAUGGAAUUCUACAUGAAUAGGAUUCUUCUCUUCAGGGCUACUACCUGGCACAUGCUGUGACACAUCGUGUCAAAUAUUCACACAGGGAUUUCAUUGCCACUCUCUGGAGCUUCCAUCUCCUAACACAAAUAAUACUCAGGCAAUUAAAUGUCAUUCAUUCUGGUGAACAUCUCAACUGGAGGGAGGACCCAAGCAUUAAAUGUGGUGAUUCUUUUUGGUUUAUGCCUCAACCACUAAAGCUUUAUUUUUGUUUACUCAGUAACAAUAUUUAAUGAUCAUCACCCUUCAAAUGUCAAGUUGAACUGUUUUCCAAUUUAUCAGGUAGAAUCUUUCAACAGAAACAUUAAAAGCUCUUAAUAAAAUCAAGAUAUCAGCUCACAAAACUGGUAUACUGGGCAGGGGAUGGUACAUAUUAAUUCUGUUAAUGUUUUUUCAGAUAAAGAUCAGUUUUGUUUUAUUUCUCUGGGCAGACAGUUAUGUCCAUAUGAGGCAACAUAUUAUAAACAUCACUCUGCCCUGUCGGUCGAGUGUUUCUCGCAUUCCUGGGAUUUGGUCCCAGGAUCACCAUAUUCUGGAACAGUUUGGCAACAACAGACCAAUCUUCAAAGCCCACAAAACGAACAGAUAUAAGAACACCAACACAGCAGUCCUUUAUAGUGUUUUUUAAUAUAUCUAUAUGUACGUAUAUUUGUAUCCUUGGAAAUUUUGUCCAUUUUUAAAAGGCACUAUUUCACGUUUGAAAUGUACAGUAGCUUUUACCUGCCCGCAGUACAUUGGUAGUAUAAUGCUUACAAGUCCUGUUAAUUAAAUGAAGUGAAUGUGGAAUGUGAGUAGUCCUAUGUUGAUGUUCUUUUUUCUUGCUCCCCUCAUUGUUGCUGACUAGUUGCUUGCAAUUCCAUAAUGUAAAAGCAAAGCUUGCAAUGCGGUCUCUGUAGUCUGUGGCGUGCCCUGUGGACAGUGCACAUUGUGACAAUUGAUAUAUGUGGAAGGUAGAUACUAAAUAGAUUACUGUGGUUUAAGUGUUGAUCUUGGAGAAGGAUGCCUUUUCUCCAUCUCCCUUUAAUGGAAUUGUUUGUAAAAUGGUGACUGGUUUUUCUGCUCUAUAUUCUGAUGGUAUCUGGUGAUUUUGAGUUGUAUUUUUGUACACGCCACAACCUUGUCAUUGUUUAGUUUAAUAAACAACUUUGGUUUUUUUAA